Scatophagus argus is the source of this 7042-nucleotide messenger RNA. RefSeq names its product pogo transposable element derived with ZNF domain b (gene pogzb). The transcript is spliced from 19 exons. The record is from RefSeq and is a predicted model, not a curated record. The coding region runs from base 140 to 5815 and encodes 1891 amino acids. NCBI's taxonomy places the organism in Eukaryota, Metazoa, Chordata, Actinopteri, Scatophagidae.
GACGUACGACCGCUGUGGGCCAAUCUGUGGCUCUCACACCUACAGUAGGAGGAAGACCCGCCUCCCGCGCGCCUGAAGAAGAACCGUACGAACCCGUCCGUGCCCUGCUGUCUCACUCCGCUGCUCCAGAAGCAGCAACAUGGAUACAGAGUUGUUUAUGGAGUGUGAGGAGGAGGAACUGGAGCCAUGGCAACAGGUGGAUGAUAGCGUGGAGGAAGAUGAGAUGGACUUCAUCGACAGCUACUGUGAACCAGUGGAGGAUUCUUUGUCACCUCUUCCAGCCUCUGAGACUCCACCCCCCCAGACUGUCCCAUCCAACACACCUGCUGGAACAGCUUCUUCUCCUUUACAGAUUGUCUCCUCCUCCGAGAUUCCUCGUCCUCCUCCGCCCACCACCUCCUCCUCUGUCUCCUGCCUCCCUGCCCCCUCCACACCUGCUGCUGCAGCCCCGCCCCUGAUGACUCGGGCACCGCCCCUCAUCCUGACACAGACAGCAGGUGGAACGUUCCUCCUCCCAGCAGCCCCCGGGGCAGGCAGCACCCCGCCCAUCCUCCUUACCACACAGGGUUUCCCGGUGCAGACAGUGAUGAACCACGGCACUCCUCUACUGCUGAACCUGCAGCCCGGUCAGACGGUCCAGCCCCUCACUCUCAUCCAGUCCCCGUCACUGGGUCAGUUGGUACGACCGAGUGUGGGUGUAUCACCUGUCCUCCCUCAGGGCCAGGCGGUCCAGACCAGACCAGUCUCUGCCCCCACAAGAGGCCCCGCCCAGCCCGGCUCCACCUUCACCGCCAUGCAGCUGCCUGCCACGCUGACUAUCCGCACUAGCACACCAGGACCUGGUAACUUUCAGAUGACCCAGAUGGGCGGGGCCAACUCCCUGAAGCUGGCAGGUUCGCCCGCCCUUCCUUCUGGCUCAGCCAAUGGAGUUACCAGAAUCACUUCGUUCAGCAGCAUCAGAGUCGAUACUGGUUCCAGUGCUGAUUCUGCUCCUGGCCCCACCUCCUCUGUUGGCCUGACCCCAAACGUGACCUCAGUGCCAACGCCCGACCCCCCCAGGGUGGUGAUGAGUGUGGAGGAGUUCUACUACGGGACGUUCGAAGGCGACCUGAGUCUGAGGAAACCGCAGCCUCUGGGAAUCAAAACCUCCACCUUCACCUGCCAAAUCUGCACGCACCUUGCCGAAAACAAUCUGAGGUUGAUGCAGCACAUGCUCCAGCACUCGGAGCUGAUGGGUGGAGGCGGAGGAGGUGAUGAGAGGAAGUGCUGCAAGUUCUGUUACCGCCAGUUCUCGUCUCCAGCUCAGCUGCAGAGCCACCAGGAGCAGGUGCAUGGCCCCGUCCUCUCCUCCUGUAUGUGUCGUAUAUGUGAGUGGGCUUUUGAGAACGAGCCGGCGUUCUUGAACCACAUGAAGUCCAACCACAAACCAGGAGAGAUGCCUUACGUCUGCCAGGUGUGUUCAUAUCGCUCGUCUUUCUACUCGGAUGUCCUCCAGCACUUUGCCAGCUUCCACAGAGACUCUCGCUUCCUGCUGUGUGUCUUCUGCCUGAAGGUGACCAGAAACCCUGCGAGCUACCAGCAGCACCUUCUGCGACACCAGAUCAACCAGGCCUUCCACUGUAACAGGUGUCGUCUUCAGUUUGUCUUCCUCAAAGACAAGAUGCAGCAUAAACUGGAGAACCAUCGCAGCUUCCGCCGGCCUGCUCAGCUCGAAGGCCUGCCGCCAGGGUCAAAGGUGACUAUCAGGACCUAUGGGAAGGUGAGGCCACAGGUGACCUCAGCAGGGACUCGGUUGCUCCAGAACCCCUCCUCCCUCAUCCAGCCCAUCAACAUCAAGACUGAGCCGCAGAAGCCUCCGAACCAGAGGAGCCCCGUGCUCUCCAAAUCACCUCGAUCGCCAACGAAGAGACCGGUCAGCCGCAGGGUGCAUGUCCACAGGAGUUCCUCGUGCGACGGAGAGCGGUUGGUGUGUUUGGAGUGUGGAACCGACGCCUCCGACUUCUCGGCUCACUACCCGACUCACGUCCACUGUCUGCUGUGUCCCUACAGCAGCUGCUGCUCCAGAGCCUACGCUGCACAUAUGAUCCACCACCACGUGCUGCGGCCCAAAGACAAAGUGGUUCCUCUGCACAGGCUGCCUCCUCCAUGCGUCUUCCUGCUGCAGUGCUCCCACUGCGACUUCAGCUCUCAGGCUGCAGAUCAGAUUGCUGAUCACCUGCUGAUGAACCCAGAGCACCACAGCGCCACCUGUCGCACCAGGACCUACGUUGAACCCGAUAUCCCGUUCUGCCACUGCUCAGAUGAGAAGGAACUAGUCCAGAACAAGGACUUGCCUGAUCCGUCCUGGAGGUCAGCACACUGUUGGAAACCUCCGGCAGAGAGCAGCAGCCCCAAGUCCACCAUCAUUCCAUUCAUGCAGAGCAGUGGGCCUCGUCACCACCUUUCCAAGAACAGUGACGCCAUCGACUUCUUCAACCUGCUCUUUCCCGCAGCGCUCACUGAACUGAUCACCAGCGAGACCAACGCCCACGCCAAGACCUGCCAGUUCCUGGGCUCUGGUUACCCAGACUGGGUCCCCGUCACCACCCAUGAGAUCAAAGGUUUUAUUGGCCUGGUCAUUCUGAUGGGGAUCCAGAACCUUCCCGACCUGUCGCACUAUUGGUCCUGGAGUCAUUAUGACAACAGUUACACCUUCUAUCGUGCUAUGAGCUUCAAACGCUUUAAGCAGAUUGCUGACAACAUCCGCAUGGGCAGCUUCACGACAGACGAGUAUCGUGGCACCAGCAAAUCCAGUGACUCGCUGCACAUCUUCAGGCGGAUGCUGGACAUCCUGAGCAAGGCGAUGUGGAACACCUACCAACCAAACUGCAGCCUGGCCAUCGACAGGGCGCUGCUGCCUUGUCUAGAGGAGGAGAGCUGCCACACCAAGGGGAACCCAAAAACACAGCCUCAGGUGUGGCUGCUUUGUGACUCCAAGUCUGGCUACUGCCACCGCUUAUUCAUCCAGGUGGGGGAGAAGGUGGGCCAGGAACAAGGCUUCACUGUAGUGCCAGAGCUGGUGAAGGGUCUGGAGGACAAACACCACCAUCUUUACCUGGCUAAUGCACUUACAUCUGUUCCACUCAUGCAGAAGCUUCUGGACCAGGGCAUCUAUGCCUCUAGCUCCUUUCCUCCACCCAGCCCUAUCCUUCCCAAAGGACUGUGGGAGGAGGGCCAGCUGGAGAAACCCGGGGACUUCCUGCAGAGGCAGUUUGGCCCUCUGCUAGCCACCCGUUGGAGGGACACUAAGGAGAUGGGCUGCCUUUCAACUAAUGCAGCUCCAGGUGAACAGGACACCGUUUGGAGGAGGUCUCAGACCAAAGUUGGUGAACUGGACCCAAUUGACCGCCCCAUGGCCUUCCACCUGCUGCAGGAGAACAUGCGAGGAGUCGACAUUUGCAAGCAACUACUGGCCUGCAACCCACUGGGAGGAAUACCCCAGGACCGGCACUGGCGCAACCUCUUUUGGUUUCUGGUUAACCUGAGCAUAGUCAACGCCUUCAUUGUGCUGCGGGAGAGCCGCAAAGAGAGCCCACCGGCCUGGGUGCAAGACGGCCUUUUUACUCAGGUUAACUUCCGCAAGCGUUUAGGCAACCAGCUCGCCAAGUGCGCUCAGAAAUACUUUGAGACCAUGGAGAUUGCCAGCUCCCGCGGGAUGAGGACGGCGACGGUGGAAGAACCAAUUAAACAGAGACACAGGAUGGCAAAGAUCAGCUGCAUCUCCAAGAGGUGUAAAAACUGUAACCUGAAAAACAUGCGCCAUGAGAGUGUAUACGGCUGCACCAUCUGUCAGGUCAACCUUUGUAAAGAGCCGAGUUGCUUCUGGGAAUAUCACGGCCUUUCAGCUCAAAACAAAGGAUCGGCCAAAGUUGGAUUUCUGAAGGACAGAAUAAGUGGAGCCGUGGAAGUUAAGGAGGAGAAGGACAACAUGGAUGGGGCGAUGGCCCCUCUGGAGGAGAUGGACUUUUCUGAUGACGAGCGGCUGGAGGACCUGGAGUACAAUGAUGAAGAGGCUGAAGAUGUUAAGGAAGAAUUUCUCAAAGAAGAAGAAAAAUCUCCAGUGUCUCACCUGCCGUCAAACACGAACGGCCACACCCAGCCAGCAGCCGUGUCAUCUGCCUCUAAAGAGCGUGAUGAUUUCCUGACGGCUCGUCAGCUAAGGAUUGCCCUCUUUGCUCUGUGUGACGGACUCCAACAAGCCUCAAGGGUCUUUUCAACCAGGGUGCAACUCAUCAGAUCCUGGCUAAAGGAGGCCAGGAAGCUUUUGAAGCAAACUGAACAGGAACAGAAGGUCCAAUGUGAUGGCAAGGACCGUAUGGUGGCCUGGGUGCUGUCCAUGCGUGAGCAGCAGCUUCCAAUUACCGAGAGCAACCUUUUCCACAAAGCCUCCACACUGAAGAAGAAGGGUGCUUUCAGCGACUCCUUCCGCAUCUCCUACGACUGGGCAGUGAGCUUCAUGAUGCAGAAUCGGCUGGGCAUAAGGAACAUUGGCAGGGAAGCCACGCUGGCUCGCAGCCUUCCACUUUCUCUGGAGGCCAAGAUCAAGUCCUUCAGGGAAUUUACCCAGAAGAUCAUCCAGGUCAACAAGCUCUCUGAGAGCUCUGUGGCUGCAAUGGAUGAGCUGUGUCUUUUUGUGGAUUUGAGGUUAGUUCAGGACAGGUCUCGCUGCUCAGAGGCCCUGGAACUGACUGGAUCUUUACCUCUGGUCACUGUGUACCUGACGGUGCUUGCUGAGGGUGUCAUGCUGCCAUCCCUGGUGCUCACAAACAGGCAGCUGGCUGCGAAAGCCCUGCCAGAGUUCAUCCUUCUGGAGGCUGGGCCGGAGAGUCUGUCAGUAGAAGAAGCCUUGGAUCUUUGGACUAACAAGGUUUGGCUACGGCACGGUCCAUUGCAGCAUAAUAAAUCACUGUUGGUCUUGGACCGACACCGGGAACACUUGGGAGAGUCAUUCCUGUCUUCCAUCAGUGGAACAAGUACUCUCCCAGCGGUUAUUCCUGGAGGCUGCUCCUUCCAUCUUCAGCCCCUGGAGGUUUGCCUGAAGCCAGUUCUGCAGCGCUUCCUGCUUUCACGCUGGGCAAAAUUCACUGCUGGAAACCCAAAGGAGUUGGAGGAGACGUCACCCCACCGGCUUCAAGCAAAUGUUGCUCAGCUGCUGGUUGAUUGGGUGGUCGAGGCCCUUUCACACAUGAACAAACUCCCACACCUUUGGAAGAAGUCAUUCGGCCUGACAGGCCUUUUGCUGGGUCACAAAGAGGAAGACAAGAUGACAAGUCAGGAACCAGGCGAGAUCCAGCUGGGCCUCAUCAAGACCCUGACAGAGACCCUGCUGGGGGCUGAAGCUUUGGAGGCCAGUUCUCCUGAACUGCUUGAGCUGGAAGAUGAAGAUGACACAUUGGAAGGACAAGAAGAAGAAAAGGGGAUUAACAAGGACCAUGAAGAGACAAAGAAAGAGACAAGGGAGGGCAGGAAGGAGAUGGAAGACAUAGAAGAGAAAGGAAAGGACACAAUCAAAAGUGUGGAAGACAGGGAGAAGACAGAACGGGACAGCAAGGAGAUAGAGGAGGACAAGAAAGAAGAAAUUAAGAAGUUAGAGGAGGACAGUGAGGAGGAAGGAAAGGAGACAGAGGAGGAUAGGAAGGAGGGGAACAAGGAGAGACGAGAGACCAGGAUAGUGAUAGGAGAGGAAGUUGGCGAUGAGUGGAAGAUAACAGUAAAGAGCAAGACUGAAGAUGUGGAGGCUGACAGAGAUGAGGACGACAGAAUGGGCAAAAGCUGAGCUGACGAAGAGGCGGUUAAAGGCCUGCAGACCGUAAACACCUGUCUGAGGUGUCCCCGACAGGUGUCUGAAGGCACUGGCUUACUGGAACGGUCAGACGGUGUCGUCCCUGAAACUCUCUGGCAGUACAGACAGUGAAGUCUGAAGCUGUAAGCAACUAGCAUAGCCGAGUGUGAAAGGCUGCAGCGCGAUGACCAGUCCUGCUUCAACCAUAAACAUCUGCACCUUCCCCAGUGUGGACUUUAAGCUCCAGAGUCUGUGCAGUUUGUGUUGGAAUACAGAUCCAAAUAAACAUUAACAUGAUCUGUCCCAGACUGACAGAAGGAGCUCAGUGAUCUGCUGCUGUGAGAAAACUGAACUGCUUUUGCAUUUUGCAGUGAGAAGUUGGAGGAUUUUCCAUUGCGUUCGGUGGAUACUGCAGCACCUAGUGGACCACAGAGGAACUGCAGUUCAUCACACUGAAAAUGUGUUGGUUGCUGCUUGUUUGGGACUUGAUCAAAAAACCAGCUGGGCUGAGUUGUGCUUGAUACAACCAUGAACUCACCACGUUGUAGAGACUGAGUAUGUGACUGAGCUCUGGAGAUGGUGCAGUCAACAAGUUAACUUGUUUUUAGAUUAAAGUGUGUACCAAAGGUCAGACUUUGGCGUAAUUGUGUUUCUGUCAGCAGUGUUUGAUUGUUGCAGAUGAAAUCUGGACACAGUCUGACUCAAAAACCCUGUCUGACGUCAUCAUGUUAUUUUGUUGAACACAUUCAGUUUGCUGCAAGAAAAAACAAAAUCUGGCUCUGGAAAACCAUGUAAUUGAAAUUUUUUUUAGUGAUUAAUUUUUGUGAUUAACAGCGAUUAAUAAAUUUGGCCGACAAUGUUUCAGCUCUGUGUUGAAUCUGAGGCAGCUUCCUGUCUGUAUGAUGACUGAGACGAGCUCUGGGAGGGGAUUGGCUGGUCCGGAGCACGUGGAAAUAAUUUUUUUACUAAAAUGAGUUAAAACUGUUUUGAGGACUCGGACGCGGAGGCGGUGAUGUGACCAGAAGCCGGAUGCCGAAGAGAUUUCCUGUGUUCAUGUGAGCUGCACAGAUGAAUAGUUGUUUUUUAUUUGUAGCCAUCAGAUUAAAGAUGUUGGAUUUCAACAUGUCUGAUCACGUCUCCCACAGAACAUGUUGUCUUGGUGCUGAUGUACAGAAGACUUUGGAUGCUGUAAAUAAAACACAAAACAUUUUCACGACUGGA